Molecule: messenger RNA, 2706 nt
Organism: Cynara cardunculus var. scolymus (artichoke)
Lineage: Eukaryota; Viridiplantae; Streptophyta; Magnoliopsida; Asterales; Asteraceae
Exons: 1
Coding region: 1-2706 (901 amino acids)
Molecular function (GO): nucleic acid binding; zinc ion binding
Source: RefSeq, a predicted model, not a curated record
AUGGUUUCUCGCGGAUCAACAAGGAACGCCCUCAAUGAGGGAGGUGAUAAUGGCAUGGCCCCACCGACAGUUCGGGGACGGACACGAGCCCAAAGUCGAGGUCGCGGAAGUGUCCGAACCGCUAGUUCGGGUACGACCCCAUCMWCGCCAGCUAGUUUGGCUAUCGGUAGGAGCCAAAGGGGCCAAGGAGGAGAAAUUCCUCUCACAAAGGAAGUGAUGGCUGAACAAAUGGCACAAGUCCUCCGGGAUACAUUGCCAAAUAUGCUUAAAGAAAUGUUGGGUGACAGACUGAAGGAUAAUGAAGGUGGAGAGGAAGGAAGCGUUCGACACGAGAACACUCAAACCCCUGAAAGGGUGGAAGUGUCUGAUAAAGAGAAGGUGGAGUCGCUCAUCAUCGAGAAAACUGAGUUGACUGCAAAGGAGAGAGGAUGCAGUUUUAAAACAUUCAAAGGCACCGGGCCAAAUGAAUUUAAAGGAAUAGAGGGCCCAGUGAGCCUGAUGAACUGGGUAGCCAAGAUGCAGAGUUGUUUCAAAAUUUGUAGAUACGCGGAAGAUCAAAAGGUGACUUAUGCUGCUACAACCUUUGUGGACUAUGCGUUGCAUUGGUGGGAGUCUGAAUGUGCAAUCAGAGGUGAUGAGGAUAUUGCUGCCAUGACUUGGGAGCAAAUGAAAAAGACGAUGAUGGGUAAGUACUGCUCGCAAACGGAGGUGAACAAGCUAGAAUCCGAAUUUCUGAGAUUAAAGCAAGGAUCGUUGUCAGUUCAAGAAUAUGUUAACGAGUUUCUCGAAAAAGCAAGAUUCGCCAGUUACCAGGUGGCUACUGAGGACAGGAAGAUAUGUUGUUUCAAGGACGGCUUAAGAAUCGAAAUCAAACGGUACGUAGACAUGACCAAGCCGACCACGUUUGUCCAAGCAGUAGAGAUGGCAAAGGUAGCAGAAGAGAACAACGCUAGGGAGAAUUAUGAUAGGAGGGAUGCAAAGAGAAAAUGGGAAGGGUCGAACAGGCCCGACAAGAAACCAAAAUGGACUCCGACUACGGCAAAAACACGAAACGAGGAACGCAUUAUUCCCCAAUGUAACAAAUGCAACAAGAGACAUAGGGGAGAGCGUAGAGUAGGGAGCCUGACGUGCUACAUAUGCGACAAACCGGGGCACACUACGCGAGAGUGCCCAGAAGGAAGGACUUGUUACGAAUGUGGGGCCACGGGACAUAUACGACCUGACUGCCCAAAACGUCGGAAUAGUGUGACACCCCAUGAGAAGACAACGAAUAACGGAUUUGGAAGGAGAUCAGAGAAUGGGAAGGAGCUACCUAAGGGACGCGGCCGAGCUUACAACAUGACCUUGGAGGAGGCCAAGGAAACGGCCGACGUCGUAUCCGGUAUAUUCCCUAUCAACAAUGUGUAUGCACAUGUAUUAUUUGAUUCGGGUGCAAAUGGUAGUUUUGUGUCUACCACCUUCUGCCACUAUCUGAAUAGCAGUACCUGUAGGCUAGACAAAACCUACAUUGUAGAAACAGCCGACGAUAGUCAGUGUAAGGUAGACGAAGUAUUUGAUAAAUGCACAAUUGUUAUAGAUGGGAAGGAUUUCCCUCUUAGACUUAUGCCAAUGUGCUUAGGAGGUUUUGAUGUGGUCUUGGGGAUGGAUUGGCUAUCCAACAAUCAUGCGCAAAUAGUAUGCAAUAAGAAUUUGAUUAAGAUUCAAACUCCAGAAGGAGAAACAAUUCAUGUCUACGGUGAUCGGAAGAAGUGCUGCUUAGGACUAAUCAAUUCAGUUAAGGCAAGUAGGUGCUUGCGGAAGGGAUGCGUGGCCUACUUGGCAUACGCCAUCGACGCUAAGCUCGAAAAGAAGGUGAUACAUGAUGUUCCAGUGGUAAGGGAUUACCCAGAAGUAUUUCCAGAUGAAUUACCAGGAAUACCACCGGAACGUCAGGUAGAAUUCCGAAUCGAUUUGGUACCGGGUGCGGUACCAAUCGCAAGGGCGCCUUAUCGCUUAGCGCCAACAGAAAUGCAAGAGCUGAUGAAGCAAUUGCAGGAACUCUUAGAUAAAGGAUUUAUCUGGCCAAGCUCGUCGCCAUGGGGAGCACCGAUCUUGUUCGUYAAAAAGAAAGACGACACGAUGAGGAUGUGUAUCGAUUAUCGGGAGUUGAACAAAAUCACGAUAAAGAACAGAUAUCCAUUGCCAAGGAUCGACGACCUGUUCGACCAGUUGCAAGGGGCCAGCUGUUUCUCGAAAAUCGAUUUGAGAUCAGGUUACCAUCAGUUGAAGGUUCGAGAAGAGGACGUGUCGAAGACCGCUUUUAGGACUCGAUACGGACAUUACAAAUUUGUAGUAAUGUCGUUUGGGUUAACAAACGCACCUGCGGCAUUCAUGGACUUGAUGAAUCGAGUUUGUGGAUCGUAUUUGGAUCAAUUUGUCAUAGUCUUUAUAGAUGACAUUUUGAUCUAUUCGAAAAGUAAAGAGAAGCAUGAACAACACUUAAGGAUGAUUCUUGAAUUAUUAGCAAAAGAGCAAUUGUAUGCCAAGUUCUCGAAAUGUGAAUUUUGGUUGCAUGAGGUACAAUUCCUCGGUCACGUAGUCAAUACGGAAGGAAUCAAGGUAGAUCCGGCUAAGAUUGAUGCAAUUAUGAACUGGGAAUCUCCAAGGUCAGUAUCGGAGAUCCGAAGUUUCCUAGGCCUAGCAGGGUAUUACCGAAGGUUUAUCUAA